Messenger RNA from Ricinus communis (castor bean), 1373 nucleotides. RefSeq lists its product as uncharacterized. NCBI's taxonomy places the organism in Eukaryota, Viridiplantae, Streptophyta, Magnoliopsida, Malpighiales, Euphorbiaceae. The transcript is spliced from 2 exons. Bases 140 to 859 code for a protein of 239 amino acids. The record is from RefSeq and is a predicted model, not a curated record.
UCCCAUUAGGCAUUAGGCAUUAGGCAUCGCCCACUUAUUAUAUAAAAAGACCUCAUUUUGCUCAUGCGUGCUACUUAUAGCCCGCCAUCUCUAAUAUCUAUCUACCAUUACAACCCUACAAGAAACAAGUACCGAUUUGAUGGGAAACAGUUUAGGAGGCAGAAAGACUGUCAAAGUCAUGAAAAUAACCGGCGAAACAUUCAAGUUAAAGACGCCGGUGAAAGCAGGAGAAGUUGUUAGGGAUUAUCCAGGUCAUGUUUUGUUAGAGUCUGAAGCAGUUAAGCAUUAUGGUACUAGAGCAAAACCAUUAGAACAACAUCAAGAUUUGGUAGCGAAGAGGCUUUAUUUUCUAGUAGAGUUACCUAAGCCACCAACUGAGAAAGUACCAAGAAGGGUCCGGUCAGGGAUUCAAAUGAGUGCUAAAGACAGGCUGGAGAAUCUAAUGUUGGCUCGAAGAUCAGUGUCUGAUCUUACUAUAAUGAAGAAUAGUGCAUGUUCUUCUAGCGGCAUUGCACCCGAUCAGGAAAAUGAAACAGACAGUAAUGGUUCAAUAACGAGGGUGAAAAUGAGGUUACCUAAGUCAGAAGUAGAGAAAUUGAUGAAAGAAAGUAAAGAUGACGCUGAAGUAGCUGCAAAGCUUAUGGAUCUUUGCAUUUCAAAUGAUAAAGAGAAAAUUAGGUCUAAUCAUCAAAGUAUUGCUCAAAAUAGUGGAUUCUUGCAGCAGCAGCAACAAGUGCAUAGGAGUAGUAACCAUGAUCAGACAAUUACUAGAAAAAGUGUCAAUGCACGUGAGAAACGUCGAGUGAGUUUCGUGCCAGUAAGUGAAGGAGAGAUGCAAAUAGCUGUGGCUUCUUAUUGACAAGAAAGAAACUAUAUGUGAUUAGAAGUAUACAUCAGAUGAAUUACCCCAUAAAUAAAUUAAAGUGAAGCAUUCGGUCAAAAGAUGGUACUCAUCAAUUACAUGUCUUUCUAUGUCUCACUUUUAAAUGAAUUCUGUAAUAUCAGUGACUUUUUAAUAUAUUUAUAUAUUUAUUGAAUAAAAAAUUAUAAAAUUUUAAAUUAUUUUAUAUAAAAGAAAUUUUCUUUUUAAAAAAAUUUUGUAUUUUUUAUAUAAUUUUAUAAUUUUUUUUAAUAGACACAUAAAUAUAUUGAGAGUACUACGAUACUAUAGAAUUCACUCACUUUUUGUACAUAAAUCAAAAGGAAGUUUGAGAUUAUGCAAUGAAAGAGCAUAGAAUGAGAGAUGUACCGUUUUGCUUUGUUAUAAUUCUAUAAAUAUUUAGUAUGCUUCUUUUUAUCAUUUGUUACAUUUAGUUAGAGAUUGUUAUUUGUUUUCUAAAGAUAAAUAUAUAUUUGCUUGUCUUGUUUUUUUU